Messenger RNA from Sitodiplosis mosellana (orange wheat blossom midge), 3304 nucleotides. RefSeq names its product dnaJ homolog subfamily C member 2. The transcript has 4 exons. NCBI's taxonomy places the organism in Eukaryota, Metazoa, Arthropoda, Insecta, Diptera, Cecidomyiidae. Bases 1190 to 3190 code for a protein of 666 amino acids. The record is from RefSeq and is a predicted model, not a curated record. Gene Ontology annotation, biological process: regulation of translational fidelity; 'de novo' cotranslational protein folding. Gene Ontology annotation, molecular function: Hsp70 protein binding; ribosome binding. Gene Ontology annotation, cellular component: cytosol.
CUUUGGUAAGUAUCGCUGUAAUACAGCUAGUCAGUCACCAAUAUGAGGUUCUUAUCCAUAAAACCGCAACAUUCUUAACAAUAACAUAAGCGAUUUACGGUCUUUUUCUCCGUGAUUAUGGAACAAAAGUACCAGAAAGUUCAGCUGAAAAGUGUAUUAUUCUAUAAAAUAUAUGCAUUUCAUUAUGUUUACAUUGGAAAUUCUUUCAAAGUGUUGACAUAAUGUUAUGUACACUGUUUCUGAUGAUUUGUCUAAAUCAUUGCAAGAACAAAUGGACGUAACUCCGUUGAAAAAUUGAUCUAAAUUGAUCGAUCAAUCGAUUUAAAUCAUGAAAAUCAUUAAUUUUUGUUUUUUAAGAACAAAAGUGCAAAAUAUAUUGAUAUAAUUAUAAUCCUAAACUAAAUCUCAAUUCUAUGUCAAUUGAGUGUAAAUGUUAAGAAGUCCGAUAGAUGGCGAUACACAAACGUUUGAUAAAUUGAAUGGUUAUAGUGUCAAGUGUGUGCUUUAUUCAGUCAUUUUGUCGAAAUCAAUGUAACAAAAGCGCAUAGAACCCGCGCGCUAUUUUGGCUACGGUAUUGUUCGUGUACGAUUGCCAUUCGAUUGUAGAAAGAAAUAGAAAAAAUAAAUUAUGUGAUAUAUUUUUUUAUGUUUAACGGUUUUAUAUUAUCUGCUGCAAAACCAUUUAUCAACCAAUUAUUUGCAAUUACAAAGUGCAAAAAACGAAGAGUGUGCGAACCUACACGAAAUACCCGAAGUAGCAUUCAAAUCGCAAAAAUUCCAUCGAUUUUCGCUAUAUUGUCAAAUACACUUUUUUUGGCACACACAUCGCAUUGUGUGUUCGGUAUAGGAGUAAUACAUUCAUGUUGAGCUAUACCACGUGUUUGAGGUUAGCUUAGCAGCGUAGUGUCAUUGCAAUACUGAAAUUGAUUAUAAUUAAAAGACAGCUGUAGCUCUCUCGAUCGCAAAACGAAAUCGAAAAAAUAAAGAAAAAGACGACAAACGAAAUUUACACGAUAUUCGUACCUGAGACAAUCCCGUAACAGUGUAAAAUAGAUAGGAAGUGCGUCAGUGAGCUAAAAAAAAUUGUGAAAAUUGCAAUAAAUUCGACCGAGUUUACACGGAACAGAAAAACGUUUUGCGAAACAAUUUCGAUAUAGUCAAACACACAAAAAGUGCGAAUGAAACAAAAAUGAGCUCCGAAAAUCCAACAUACACAGUGGCAAUAUGCCGACCAUUAAAUCAACAACGAAUCCAAUGCGCUGGACCACAUUUUAUGAAAUAUAUACACAAAAUUCGACACGGUGUCGAUGGGAUCCUAUCGAGCGCCAGUUCCACAGACGAAAUUUCGGCCAACGAAACCGAAUUCGAAAUCGAUGUUGACUACUUGAAAAGCUUGGAUCCAAAGGAAUGGAAGGAUCAAGAUCACUAUCACGUAUUAGGAUUGAAAAAUCUAAGAUACAAUGCCAGUGAUGACGAUAUCAAGCGAGCCUAUAGGAAAAUCGUUCUGAAACAUCAUCCCGACAAAAGAAAAGCACAAGGCGAAAACGUGAACAGCGACAGCGAUUACUUCACAUGUAUAACAAAAGCAUAUGAGACUCUAGGAAAUCCAACCAAAAGACGUUCAUACGAUUCGGUCGAUCCAUUGUUUGAUGACUCAUUGCCAACACAAAGUGAAAUUAAUAAGAAUUUCUUCGAGACUUUUUCCAAGUAUUUCGGCCUAAAUGCACGAUGGAGCGAAAAGAAGAAAGUUCCAGAAAUAGGAGAUGAAAAUGCCAAUAGACAACAUGUGGACAACUUUUAUAAUUUCUGGUAUAGUUUUGAAUCGUGGCGUGAGUAUAGCUACUUGGAUGAAGAAGACAAGGACAAGGGGCAAGAUCGUGAAGAGCGUCGUUGGAUCGAUAAGCAAAACAAGGCCGUUCGAAUUAAGCGAAAAAAGGAGGAAAUGUCACGUAUUCGAGCAUUAGUCGAUUUAGCCUAUAACAAUGAUCCUCGCAUCGUUCGUAUUAAAAAUGAGGAGAAAGAGAAGAAACAGGCGGCAAAACGUGCACGCAUGAGCGCGGUACAGGCACAAAAGGCCGAAGAGGAACGCAUUCUCAAAGAGGCACAAUUGGCCAAAGAGAAAGCCGAACAGGUCGAACAAAAGCGUAUCGAACAGAUUCGUUUGGAAAAGGAACAACAAAAGCGUGCAUUGAAGAAAGAGCGAAAAAGUUUGCGCGACAUGGCCAAAGAAAACAAUUAUUAUUCAACUAGUGACAAAGAACGAAUCAAAAACAUGGAAGGCGUGGAAAAGAUAUGCGAAAUGCUAAAACAUCUAGAAUUGCAAAGUUUCAAUAAAGAAUUGACAAGUGGCGGCCGGAAUUGUUUCAUCAAAAUGUUGAAACAAACCGAAGAGAAAUUGGAGGAAGAACGGCUAGCCGUAUUUGGGGCUAGUAAAACAGUUGCAGCCGCACAACAAGCCCAACAAGCGAAACAGAAUACGGCCGUAAAGGCGGUUGAUAAAAGUGCAAUGUGGAGCCCGGAGAAUAUGCAAGUUCUUAUUAAAGCCGUAAAUCUAUUUCCGGCUGGAACGGUGCAACGAUGGGAAGUCAUUGCCAACUAUUUGAAUCAACACUGCACCAAUUUAUCGAAUCGAAAAUUUGCCGCACGUGAUGUCCUGAAUAAAGCCAAGGAUUUGCAGAGUAGCGAUUUCGCACACAAUAGUCUCAAAACGCAAGCAAACAAUAACGCAUUCGAAUCAUUUGAGAAGACGAAGAAAGAGCUGAAAAUCGUUGACAAUGCUGAAAUCAGUGUAAACAAUGAGAAUGAUGCUGGUGUGACUAAAAAAGGUAAGAAACCGGAAACCAAUGGCACAACAUCAAAGAAACCAGCCGACACAACAAAGCUGAACGGUCACGCUGAGAAGAGCGAAAAGAAUGAGAAGAGUGAAAAGCCAGCCACAUCAAACGGAACACCAGCACCAGCUCCAACAUCGGCUCCAGCCCCAACAGCAGCCAAUACAACCGCAUGGGGCAAAGACGAACAAGCACUGCUUGAGCAGGCUAUGAAAACAUAUCCCGUGUCAACACCGGAUCGUUGGGAUCGUAUCGCUGAAUGCAUACCAAAUCGAUCGAAAAAGGAUUGCCUACGACGUGUCAAAGAACUCGUUGAUCUGGUUAACGCAAAACGUGAAGCACAACAAGCUGCCAAAUAGUGUCAACCAAUUGCGAUCCUUAGUCGAAUUUCUUUAAAAAUAAAUUGUUUCUCAAUUUAAAUAAAAAAAAACAACAAAAAGCAAAACAACAACAGAAAAUUUUAAAAUAUAAAA